GGUUCAACACUAACGCUGCUAUCUGAAAAUCUGAAAACAAUGGAUGACUCGGACGUCCUGCCGACCAUUUCCGGUCAUGACGUCAUCAUGGCGUACGGAGGUGAACACAGGCACUACGUCCAGCACAGCGGCGACAGACGGUGCUGCACGUGCCACUUCUGGUGCCGGACCACAUUGCUCGUACUCAGCUUUCUCGUCUGGGUAGGUUUGCAGGGGCGAAACGUUUGAGUCAAGCCAGACAGGGUCGUGCAAACGGAGGGGGGAGACAAGGGGGGGGGGAACGCGAAGGGCGCGAAUAUCAACGAGGCGCAAAAAUCAUUACAACAUAGGGCGUUGAUAAUGAUUUAAAUUUCAACGAUACAAAUUCCCUGCACUUCACAAAGACAGUCGGAGUAAAAUAAAAAAAUUUUUUUUUACUUUUCUUUUUCAUAUAUUGGUGGGGCUCAAAUUUCAAGCUUUUCGCCCUGGCGCGGCUUUGCUCUGCACGGCAUAGGCCAUAGGCGCCAAAACUUACUCCACAAUCCAAAGAUUUCCAACUAAUAAAAUAGAUACAUAAUUUUAAAAUUAAACAGGCCAUGAAAACAAACUUUGCGUAUAAAUACAUCAGACAAUGUAAUAUCCCUGAACUAUGCUAACACUCAAGUGACCCCACGCGCUUUUACACCACAGAUUUAUUUCUCAAACAAUUUUAGAAAAAGGAAGAAAAAAAAAGAAAGAAAAUAUUGCGCAACAAACUUAAAUAAAAAAAAUCAUUUAGCACAGUAAUCUGGAAUUUUAUUUAAUCUUCCCCAUGAAAAACUGACUUUGACUUUUGGGUAUAGUGCUGAAGAUUUGAAAGUUUGCGUUGUGAUCGUUAACAGGUCUAUGUGCCAAUUUUCAACUCCGUUAGUUGACUCAAAGUGGGUCCCUUAGCCGUCUGAAUUUUUUUCCAGCCAGCCAUCCAGCAAGCGACGAACAAAGUGAAGUUAAUAAAAGGGAUUUAAAAUUAUAUCGUGGAAGAAGUUUUUCAGUAAAAAUGUUCUUUAAGAAAUGGUUUAGAUUCAGCUUUCAAUUUGUAAAUAAACCCACAAGGAAACAAUCGAUGCUUUGCUCUCACUUGUCAUUUCGUCGCACCAUGUUCACAGGGUGCUGGGGUGACCAUGAUCAGCCUCGGGGCGUGGGCGCUGGUCAACAGCUCCGGACUUGAACUUUUCGAGACGUUGCUGGCGGAGCCAAGCUGGAUGCUGAUCGGCACGGGCAUCGUCAUGGUGGUAGUGGGCGUGGUCGGGUGCGCCGGAGCGCUGCGCCUGAACAUCAUAUGUCUCAGAGUUGUGAGUUAAUUCUUACGAGGCUGUGUCUUUUUUCUGGGUACUUAACUGGUUUUUUUGUUGUUUUUUUGUGGCUAAGUUUGUCUGUUUCCUUUUCUGUGAGGUUUUCGCAUUACCUGAUUUUUUUAUUUUUCUUCUUUUGAUUAUAAUACACUCUUUAUUAAGGUCAACCAGGAGACUAGAUUAUAAUGUACUCUUUAUUCAGGUCACUCAGGAGACUGUAGAUUUAAUGCACUAUAGGUCACACUGUAGAUUGUAGAUUGUAAUGCACACUUUAUUUAGGUCACCCAGUAGACUGUAGAUUAUAAGGCACUCUUUAUUUAGGUCACCCAGUAGACUGUAGAUUAUAAUACACUAUUUAUUUAGGUCACCCAGGAGACUGUAGAUUAUAAUACACUCUUUAUUUUGGUCACCCAGUAGACUUUAGAUUAUUAUGCACUCUUUAUUUAAGUCACCCAGUAGACUGUAGAUUAUAUUACACCCUUUAUUUAGGUCACCCAGUAGACUGUAGAUUAUAUUACACCCUUUAUUUAGGUCACCCAGUAGACUGUAGAUUAUAAUGCACCCUUUAUUUAGGUCACCCAGUAGACUGUAGAUUAUAAUGCACCCUUUAUUUAGGUCACCCAGGAGACUGUAGAUCGUAAUACACACUUUAUUAUUUUUCCUGGACACAGUUUAUGGUUCUCGUGAUAGCGGUAUUCGUCCUUCAACUUGCCCUUGCCGCUGUGGUG
This is a messenger RNA of Lymnaea stagnalis (great pond snail), 2038 nucleotides long. NCBI's taxonomy places the organism in Eukaryota, Metazoa, Mollusca, Gastropoda, Lymnaeidae. The record is from the annotation of a GenBank genome assembly.